Messenger RNA from Paramecium tetraurelia, 2961 nucleotides. RefSeq lists its product as uncharacterized. The record is from RefSeq and is a predicted model, not a curated record. Gene Ontology annotation, molecular function: sterol binding. The transcript has 10 exons. Lineage: Eukaryota; Ciliophora; Oligohymenophorea; Peniculida; Parameciidae. Gene Ontology annotation, cellular component: membrane; intracellular membrane-bounded organelle; cytosol.
AUGGAUAAGGCAAAAAUCAACUAUCUUUUGGAAGGGGAGAUCCUAGUUAAAGGCAAGACCUUUGGUCUUUGGCAACCAAAAAAAUACAUCAUUGAUCAAGAACUUAGAAUAUUUUCAAUAAAAAGUUCAAAAUAAAAUAAAAAUUAUCAUCUAGCAAAUUAUUAAAUAGCAAAUGUAGAAAGAAAAAAUAAUAGAUUUUAAUUUGAAUUGGUUUCUACAAUAGGGGAAAAGAAUAUAUUAAUGGGAUCUGACAAUGAGAAGUUUGCCAAUGAGCUUAUGUUAUUCCUAAAAAAAAUGUGUGGAUAAUAGCUUCGAACAUAAAGUUUGUUCGAGCCUAGUUUAUCUUCAAAACCUAAUUCAUCUAUAAGAGAUUAUGAUUACGACAUUCCACAUUUUUUUGAAAUGCCUGAAAUUCGAGAUGCUAUUCAGAAUAUCAGAUCUAAAUCUUUCCAAUUGGAAUAGUAUGAACUCACGCAAAAUCAAAUAGUGAAGAUUUAUAGAAAUAAAAACAAUUAACUCAAUUUCAAAGUAUUUAUUACUUUACCUGGAAAUUGCUUAGCAAAAUGUCAAACCCAAUUAUUUGAAUCUUAGUAUGAUUGGAAUGCGCACAAUAUCAAAGAAUACACUUAAAUUAAAGAUUUCAAAUCUGAUAAAUCCCAAAUGAUAACUGAAAUAAGAUUAAUCAAAAAUUGGUUUUAAUUCAAAAGAGAAUUCACUUAUUUAAGACAUGUAGUUGAAUUUAAAAAAAAAGAAAACACUAAAAUCAUUAUCGAAAAAAAAGCAGAUCACAAAAUACAUUAAGGCACAGUGUCAGGGCUCCUAAAAUUUGCUGUUUGGGGUCUCUAAUUUGAAAAUAAUCAAACUAAUAUUGUAUUAUUUACCGAAUAGAGUUACAAUGGAUUAGCCUUUAUUGAAGAAGACUCAAUCCUUUCAUAACAAUAUUUUUUGUAAUUUGAAAAUAUAAUAAAGACAUCAAAAACUGAUCCUGAUAAACAACUAAUGCAGGAUAAAGGUUAAGGUAUAAAUCCAAAUAAUAGUCCUCAAAAUGAAUUUUUAACUUCAAAGUCAAAAGUAAAAGUUAUAAAAGAUGCUUAGUAAGCUGAUAUCCCUAAAUAAACAAUUCAAAAUCCAAAUACUCAAUAACCUAUUAUAGUCUCCUCCUCACUCUAAGGUCCAAGUUAAUAAAGUCAAGUUUAAUCACCAAAUUAAAUGUUAUUACCUUCUAAAGAUAAACAUAUUCCAUUAAUUGGAAAUCUGAAAGAGGAUGAUUAAUAAAUUUAAUAGUAAGUCAAUAUGAAAAAAUCAGCUAAGUCUUUUGACAUUAAUUAAGGAAAAAAUGAUUAAAAUAAUCUUUCUUAAGGUACUUUAGAAUAAUUGAAACUAAAGAAAACUUCUAGUUCUUAAGAAUCUUCUCAAGUUGUUGGAAAUAAUAUUUCAUAAAAUAUCUUAUUUCAGUAACCAAAAAUAGAGGAUGAUUGUGAAAAUGAUGAAAUUGAACCUGAAAAUGAGGGAUCUGAUGGAAACCUCACUCAAUAUUACGAUUGUUAGGAUGAUAUAGAUGCUAUGAAUGAUAAGUUGUUUAUUGGAUAAUAAGAUCAAUAAGCUAAUAGUUCUGAUUAAAGUGUGAUAGAAGUCAGGAAUUCGAUAACUUAAAGAUAGCCAACGAACAGGAAUCACUAAGUGUAAAGUUAAAGUGAUACAAUUGAAAAUAUUGAAGAUUGGGUAGAAAAGAAGAUGUAGGCUUAUUUCAGUGGGAAAUUUUGUCAAAUUGCCAUUGAUAUAGAACAUAUUUUGAAUCCAUUAGAGUCAGAUAUCAAAAAUAGAAAGUAUAUGAAAGAAUAAGAAGGAGGACACUACAUAUUUAGAAAGGAUUUUAUCAGAGAUGAAAAGAAUGGAGGAUUGAAAUGUAUAAAUGAGGUAAAAGUAAAUGCAUAGAAGAGUGUGGUUAAAUUUUUAUUAGCUAGAAUAGGAACUUCACUUUUGAUGGGAAGAUCUCUUACAAGCAUAUCUAUGCCAGUAACAAUAUUCGAAUCCAGAUCUAAUACUGAAAGAGCUUGUAGUUCUUUGGCCUUUGCUCCAGUGUUUUUGGAUGAUGCUGCUAUAUCGAAGGAUAAAUUCUAUAGGAUUAAAUAGUGUGCAGCGUUUUCUUUCGGAUUUAUCUUUUCAUAUUUAUCUAUGGAAAAACCCUUCAAUCCUAUUUUAGGAGAAACCUUUUAAGGUUAUUUUGAUAAUUGUCCGAUAUAUUGCGAAUAAAUUAGUCAUCAUCCUCCAAUUUGCAUUAUAUAAUAUUAUGGUCGAAAAUAUAAAAUUGAUGCUCGUCUAGAACUAGUUGCUAACUUUCAUUCAAAUUCUGUUGUUGGUAGAAACGUAGGCGAAGUUAAAGUGAUAUUUGAAAAUCCUCCUUAAGAAGUCAUUAUUCUAUUAGCACCUGGUUGUAUUUAUGGGACUACAUUUGGUGAUAAAUCAAUGGACUUUUUAGAAAAAUAAUUUCUAUUUGAUUUAAAUAAUAAAUGGGUUAUGGAAUGUGCAUUCAAGCCUGAUAAAAAAUACUGCCAAUAUUUUAAUAUUGAACAUCUUCCAUAUUCAGAUUUUGUAGCUGGAGGAGUCUGUGAGGUUACAGACGCAGCGAUAGGAAGAUAUUUAAGAGAAGGCUAUAGAAAAUAUAAGGGACUUGAUUUAAAAUCUGAAGUUAAGUCGGUUAAAAGCAUAAUUAAAGGGGUUUGGAACCAAGAAUUAAAAUUUGAUAAUCAACGAUUGAUAUCUAUAAUGACAGACUUCCCAAUCAAGUUAGAAUUGGCCUAAUACCCAUUACCAUCAGAUGCUAAUUUCAGAAUGGAUGUUCUUAUGUGGAAAUUGAGAGAUUUUGAUUAAGCAUAAUAGUGGAAAGAAAACCUUGAAAUAUUUCAAAGACAAGAUAGAAAAUUGAGGGAAGCUAUGGGAACAAAAAAGAAGAAGAAAUGA